Messenger RNA from Sycon ciliatum, 2064 nucleotides. RefSeq lists its product as uncharacterized. NCBI's taxonomy places the organism in Eukaryota, Metazoa, Porifera, Calcarea, Leucosolenida, Sycettidae. The transcript has a single exon. The coding region runs from base 1 to 2064 and encodes 687 amino acids. The record is from RefSeq and is a predicted model, not a curated record.
AUGCAGACGACGUCACUGCUGCAGGAAAGGUCAAAAACGGCUGCCCUGAUUGCGCUGGUGGGUAAAGCUACCUACUCGACGCUGAAAGACUUGUGCUUUCCUGACAAGCCAACGUCUAAAACGUUCGAUGAGAUAGCCGAUCUCCUCAAGAAACACUUCCAACCGAAGCUGAGUUUAGUGGCGGAAAGCUGUCGUUUCCAUCAGUGCCGGCAAGGAACGGAAUCUGUCACGGAAUUUGCAAAUCGCCUGAAGAGACUGGCGUCCACUUGCGAGUUUGACUCCCACUUGGAUCGCGCACUGAAGGACCAGUUCGUGCAAGGGCUACGAGGCCAAUCCAUCACGAAGAAACUGCUGACUAUAGCGAACGACAAGAAAUUUGCUGAUUUCUUAGCCACGGCAACUUCGGAGGAACUCGCUGAUGCACGGGCUGCAGAACUGACAUCGGCCUCAAGGACUACAGACGUCCACAGUCUUCGGUCCGCGCCAUCAUCGCUGAAGUCGCGUUCAUACAACGACAUGCCUCCCAAAGCUGGCCGCAAGUGCACUGGCUGCGGCGGACAAUGGCACGAGAGACGAGAGAGCUGCCCUGCCUGGGGAAAGUCGUGUAAUUUCUGCCACAAGCAGGGCCAUUUCGCAUCUGUGUGCAGAGCCAAGGCCAAGGUACAAUUUGUGCACAAUCCAGCGCCGGACGCGGGGGAAUCAGACUCGGCAAUAAACAGUGAGGAGUAUUGUCCGGAACUGCACCACACCGUGUGUAUCAGCCAUGUAAGCAGUACUGUCGACCCGUAUGUCUGCACUGUUCGCAUUGGCCGCACCCCAAUGGUAUUCGAGAUCGACACCGGGGCUGCAGUUACUGUGAUUAAUGAACGGCAUUACCAUGAUUUGGCUUCCAAGGAACAGUUGACGCUGGAAACUGACGACUUACCCAGUCUACAUACGUAUGCCGGCAAGAUCAUCCCAACGGUAGGCCGCGUGAGAAGGGAAACCAGCCACGGAGGACGCAAGGCUGAGCUGGUCUAUUAUGUGGUCAAAGGCACUGGACCCAAUCUGCUAGGUCGGGACGCAUUGGAGAAACUGAGGCUCAACUGGAACCAAGUUUUCAACGUCACUGGUGACAUGCCGAAGAAUAUCCUGGACAAGCAUCCGGAACUAUUCAAGUCUGGCCUGGGCACUUGGCGACAUGGCAGUGUCAAGCUGGCAGUGGACCGUAACGUGAGGCCACGAUUUCUGAAGGCACGGUCGGUUCCCUAUUCACUCAAGUCGGCAGUGGAGAAGGAGCUGGACCGGCUGGUGAAAGAGAACAUUAUCCACCCUGUGCAGAGUACUGAUUGGGCUGCACCGAUUGUGCCAGUGCUAAAGAACAAUGGCCAGAUACGCAUCUGUGGCGACUACAAGUGUACCAUUAAUCAAGCAUCCAAGACAGACAAGUAUCCGUUACCCAACAUAGAAGACUUAUAUGUAAAACUGAAUAAAGGAUGCUGCUUCACGAAGUUAGAUCUCAGCCAGGCCUAUCAGCAGCUACCGUUAGACGAACAGUCUCAGCUUCUCACGGCUAUCAACACAAGCAAAGGCCUAUUUGUGUAUAAUCGCUUGCCUUUUGGAGUGUCCUCUGCACCUGGUAUCUUUCAGCGCACCAUGGAGCAGCUGUUGGCCGACAUUCCAAUGGUCGUAGUGUACCUGGACGACAUCCUCAUAUCUGGCACAACACGGGAGGAACACGACCUCCAUGUCAAAAUGGUCUUGGAGCGUCUUGAAUCGGCUGGUCUGCGCUUGAACCGGGACAAAUGUGUGUUUGGCCGUUCAUCUGUCACUUUCCUCGGCCACAUCAUUGAUUCAACCGGAAUAUCGCUGACAGCUGAGAAAGUGCAAGAUGUGCUGGACGCCAAGGCACCGACUAACGUAUCACAGCUCAGAAGCUACUUGGGCUUGAUUAACUAUUAUCACAAGUUUGUACAGAACUUAAGUACUGUGUUGAAACCCUGUACGAAUUGCUCUGUAAGAAGCAGUGGCGGUGGUCUGACUGUGAACAGUCUGCUUUUGAGAAAAGCAAAGCCAUGCUACUAG